Aspergillus oryzae RIB40 is the source of this 1500-nucleotide messenger RNA. RefSeq lists its product as uncharacterized. The record is from RefSeq and is a predicted model, not a curated record. The transcript has a single exon. NCBI's taxonomy places the organism in Eukaryota, Fungi, Ascomycota, Eurotiomycetes, Eurotiales, Aspergillaceae. Bases 1 to 1500 code for a protein of 499 amino acids.
AUGGCAAGUCAAGUCCAUCAGUCAGGGUCUCUACCCUCUUUCAAGCCCUAUGUUCUCUCACCCUUGGAUCAUGCUAUGGCUUGCUUCUAUCUGACAUCGACCAUUACGUUCUCGUUGCAAGAUCCGACACGAGGCAUACCAGUUCUCGAAGCAGGUGUAUCGCAAUUAGUAUCCAAGCUACCCUUUCUAGGUGGCAAUCUGAUCUGGACCACCCACCCCGACAGCACAAAGGUGACGGGAGAGAUUCACCCACCAACUGCAGCCACAUGGGACACAUAUCCCAUGCUGAAGGUCAAGUAUCAUGCCGGUAAAUAUACCUCCAUGUCAUACGGAAGGAUCAAUGGCCCAUGCCACUGCGGUGUGAUCUCAUAUGAUCACAUCCUCCGUGAAGAGUUUGUGCCGUUGCCAUUCGACAUUGUCCUUGCUGAAACAUGCCCUGUGUUACGAUUUCAGGCGAACGUUUUCGAAGAUGGUAUCAUCCUAUGCGCAAGCUUUCAUCAUAACGUCAUAGACGGGAAGGGAAUGAAUACAGUCAUGGAAGCAUUAGCUACAUGUUGUCGAAACCCAACAAACGUGCAGCAGGAUGAGCUUCCCACUGACCCGAUCAGUGAAGCCAUAUGCCGCACGCGUCUCGCUGCUCUAGCCUCACCGACCCCUGAUGCAUUUGUGGUACGGAGAGGAACGAAUUGCCCUAUCCCAGCUGCACCUGAACAGGGCCUUCAGGCGCCCAUCACUCGGUUACUCGUCUUGAGCGGGGAGAAAGUCAUCCAGCUGAAGAGAAUGUGCAAGGCAUUCGUACGAAACGAGGCUCGCGGAGAGCUUCCAUCCUCCGAACUUGGAAGACCGACCCCUGCAUUAUCAAGCAAUGACAUUAUCUCAGCCUUGCUGUGGCUCUGUGUCCUUCGAUCGCGAGUCCGAUCAGACCCUCGGUUUCCGCAGCGAGCAAAAUCGUACUUUUCAUUUCCGACCGAUGCUCGCAUGAUCAUCCCUCAAGAUCUCCGGUCCACGUACAUUGGGAACUCUGUCGUUUCUGCCACUGUAGAGUCGCCGUUCUCGAUUGAGGAUGCAAUCCAGUCUUCCUCUGCCACCAUCUCCGCUCCUGAUGAAUUCAAUCUAUCUUUGAUGGUUCGCCUAGCCCUAGCGGUCCGGUCCAAGUUCAUGUCCAUCGGUAGAAAGCAUGUUCAAGAUAUGAUUUCUUCUCUUGGGACAGGAGAUCAUGCCGUGUUAACCGCAGGCAACGCCGAUUUCGCCCUGAGUAGCUUGCGGCAUAUGAAUUUCUAUGAGUUGAAAUUUGGACCGGUCCUUGGUAGGGCUGCACAUAUGGAUCUGGCGGAUCCUCGAAUGAAGAAUCAGGCUUGGAUUCUGUCAGAUAGGCAUCCUGGCCAUAGCGGAAUGUCAUCCUGGGAAAUUCGCAUUACACUGGACCCGAUGGUGAUGGAGUAUUUGCUUGAAGAUACGUUGUUCCAGUGGAUGAAAGUCACAGACUUAUGCAAGUUAUGA